CUUUUUUCUUUUUUUUUGCAAGAAAUGGAUCUGAUUAGGGUUUUUUUCUCCAACUUCUUAUUGAAGACAAUUUAAGGAUAUUAAGGCGGAUGUCUGGUGUCAUGCUACCUUCUAAGUAGGAGGCAACAUUUCUGGCAGUAGCUAAGAAAUGAACAGUCCAAUAAUGUUCAUCCUUACAGGCAAGUGUAGAGAGCACAAGACAGCUGCAUUGACCACUUCCUUGUUUAACUAUGGUCUUAUUUGGGGAUUUAGUUCUGAGAUUAAUUCUGUUUCUCUAAUGCUGCAAUGCAUCUCUUCAGUUUCAGGUUAAGACAAUUCAACUAAAAGAGGCUUGCCUUGUAAAUUUUAAAAAUCUCCAAUUAUGUGAUCCUAAGGACAUCAUUGUUCUGAAGUCCUGACUCUUUCUUCUCUUCAGCUGCACUCACUGCAGAUAUCCCUCAAGGGUUUUGAAGCUGCUAUUGCAGUUGGAGCCAAGGAAGUAGCAGCAGCUACCUCAGCUUCAGAGUCUUUUUCAAAGUCAAAAACUAAGAAAGCAUUGAAGAUAGUCUUACUUAUUGUUUUGAUGUUAUUUCUGCUGCAAGAGAGCUUUCAUUAAUUGUUUUUGGGUAGGUUACUAACUACCGUUGAAAUUGCUGUAUAUUCCUUAAGACGAAAGAGGAGGAAAAGCGGGUAGAAAAGUUAGUCUUAUUUCUUCCUAUUGAAUUCUCAAUCAGUUUAGUCUUCAACUUUGUAGACAUAUAUCAUGUGUCAUGGGUUGCCCGGUGGAAGUAAUGUUGUUGGCACACCUGAUAAUGUUUAAAACUGCAUUCUGUUCAGAA
Molecule: messenger RNA, 818 nt
Organism: Rubroshorea leprosula
Lineage: Eukaryota; Viridiplantae; Streptophyta; Magnoliopsida; Malvales; Dipterocarpaceae
Source: the annotation of a GenBank genome assembly